CUUGCUAGACAACCUCUUUUCUUCAGGGAGACCAAUCCACAACCCAGGAAGCAUACCUUAUGGCAGGCAACAUCAGAUUUUACUGGUGGACAGGCAAGCAUACACAGGCAACAUUUUCUUCAGUGCCCUCAAGGAUUGUUAGGAAAGCAUUUUGAAAAACUUAUUCAAUGCGAUCCUCGCCUUAACUUUCUUAGUCAACAGGGAGAGAUAGUUUUAGAAUCUCCAUAUUUUGAACCCAGGAUUUCUAUGUUUGACGACUCAAAUGAAUUGAACCGCGAGUUUGAUUUGAAUGGCGAAGAGAGGCAAGCUUUUUUCGACUUGCGGGAUACUGCAUCACCAUCUAGAGCUCAACCUUCACCAUCUAGAGCUCAACCUUCACCUAGCUCAGUGAUGGACACCCAUGCAAUUGAAGAAAUCAGAAGUAGAGCUGAGGAACUCAAGAGGCUUAUUGAGAAAGAUCAAAUCAAAGUACCUGAACUCCGCUCUUCUAUGUCAAUGAGUGAUCUAGUAAGCCACAUUGAACAUCGGUUCUCAGAACAAAGGACAUCCAACAAUUUUACCCUUUCUGUGGAAGAGCGACAAAGCUUGGAGAUUCUGGAUGAGAUUACUCGGUGUUUAUUCAGUGAUUCUCAACUUACACUAGCUUCCGAUGAGAAAUGCAUUAUGUCGAGAGUCAAUUCCCUUUGCUGCCUUCUUCAGAAGGAUUCUAUGACAUCCCAAAACUUGCAGGUUAAAGGUGAUGAUAGUUCUGAUGUAAUAAUGGACAAGAAAAUACGCGAACCAAACAAAUUGUCUGCAUCAGAUGGUGAAAGCAAGGUCCUGGAGGAUCUCACAACUCCCGAGAGUGAACCCAAGGUUUCGGCCAUGACGAGGAAGGACUCAGUUGGGGAGCUGUUGCUUAAUCUUCCGAGGAUUGCAUCUUUACCGCAGUUCUUGUUUAAUAUCUCAGAAGAUUUCGACAGUCAAGCUAGAUAGGGUGUGAUCUUCCUUGUUUUCCAUGGCGGGAAAGUAUGUAAAAAGUACUAGUAUGGAAAUUUCUCUCUCCUUUGACCGUAAAUGUAGAUAGCGGUUACUGGUUAUUCACUGAAUUUUCUCUCCUUUUGUAUGUCUGGUCUUCUUUUCCAGUUCUGUGGUUUAGUUCAAAAGUACUAUUUGCUUUGUACAGUUUGCAAUGUUCUGUGAUCAAUCUAAAAUGAAUUAAUUUUGGCAGAAAA
Molecule: messenger RNA, 1214 nt
Organism: Camellia sinensis
Lineage: Eukaryota; Viridiplantae; Streptophyta; Magnoliopsida; Ericales; Theaceae
Source: RefSeq, a predicted model, not a curated record